UUGACAUUUCGAACUUGUUUACGAUUGUGACACCAUUUGCUGUGUUUCUUGUCGAGAAAAGUGCUUAUGUGAUACGUAUCGCGCCUCUUGAAAACUUCAAUCACCGUAGUUUAACAGGAAUGUUAGCUGGAACACCAAGUCGGCUGCUACUCACGAUCGAAACACUCUACAUCAGACAUUUUCCUUGCGUCCCCACCCCUUCCCCUUCUUUGCAACAAGUGUCAUUCAGGCAUUUCCAUGGAGACGACUGUUUAUGUUUUUCCGCCCUUCUUCCCUGCAGGCUUGUCAAGAUCCCGGACGCAGUCUUAAAGUAGCUCGGACACCUGCAGGCUCCUACCAUGGAGGACGAGGACUUGAACUAUGCCAAGACUCAAAAGGCUCCAGCAAGAAAAGGUCGCAGAGCUGCUCCAAGUAUUCCUACCUCAAACUCAUUUGAUGCCAAUGGGUCGACAGAAGACCUCUUGGACAGUUCUCUCUCUGGUCCAUCGUCACCUGUUAAGUCAUCAGUCCCAGUUGCACCUCCAAGAUCAAGACGAACUGGUGGUUGGGCAGAUGAAACCUUAAAAUCAGCCAAAUCAAAGCAUAACUUUCAAGACCCUGCUGAGUUGGAACGAUUCAAAUCUCCUGAAAGGACAAAGCCAGAUUCAGAUGAUGAUAUUCCAGUUAUACCGGAUUUAGAUGAUUUGCAAGAAGAUGAAUUAACAUCCCAAAUAGCAAAAGCUCCCAGUGUUAUUAUAAACAGAGUUGCUACGUACAAAGAACUUGAUUCUGACCUUUUCAAACAUGCUGCAUUUGCAACUCUUGAUGACAUGAAUCUGCGGCUGUUGACAAAGCGUCUUAAUUUAGAGGCUGAUGUUAAAGAGCCUGAUUCCUGUUGGACCUGGGACCUACUAUUUACAGAUGUUGCUUCAGAUUUAAACAAUGAAUUGGAGCAAAUUCAGAAUGCAAAAUCUGCAUGAGGUUCCUGAUCAUAAAAUGGUGAAGGUUGUGAACAGAGCUUGACAUGCUUUUGAACCCUUCAAAAAAUGCUACGUGUUAAUUCUCAUUUCACAGCAAUAAAACUUAUUAGGUUUAAGCUAGUUGUACCCUAGAACUCAGCUUUAUUGUUUUAAGAAUGAUUUAAAAAGCGUCAUUUAUAGCAGCAUAUCUUUAUGUGUCUACAAAACUAAAAUAAUUUUAAA
Messenger RNA from Frankliniella occidentalis (western flower thrips), 1181 nucleotides. It is a transcript of the gene IFT43, whose product is annotated as intraflagellar transport protein 43 homolog. Gene Ontology annotation, cellular component: cilium; intraciliary transport particle A. Gene Ontology annotation, biological process: intraciliary retrograde transport. NCBI's taxonomy places the organism in Eukaryota, Metazoa, Arthropoda, Insecta, Thysanoptera, Thripidae. The record is from RefSeq and is a predicted model, not a curated record. The transcript is spliced from 8 exons. Bases 339 to 959 code for a protein of 206 amino acids.